CAAAACAUGCCCGCCCUCCGGGUGCGUUCCUGACAGGCAGGCCGGGCGGCCAAUAGGAAGCGGCUACGGCUUGAGCAACGUCGUCUCUGGCCACUCAACGGCCGAGCAGCGCUGGGCGUGGGCGGGACCCGCAGCGGGGCUGGGGCGGGGGGGCAGCCGAGGGGAGCUCGGUAAUGGCGACGGGUUCGUCAGAUGCUUUGGAGCAUCCUAACAUGGUGUGGGAAGUGAAGACAAAUCAAAUGCCUAAUGCAGUUCAGAAACUCCUUCUGCUAGUGGACAAGAGAACUUCAGGAAUGAACGAGUCACUGGAGUUGCUGAAGUGUAAUGAAAACCUGCCCUCUUCUCCUGGAUAUGCAUCCUGUGAUGAGCACAUGGAACUUGAUGAUCUUCCUGAAUUACAGGCUGUGCAGACAGAUUCUACCCCACCUGCACUUUUUCAGCUUGGUGCUGAUGUUUCACAUCAGGAAUGUUCAAGGCCUUCAUGGAGCCAACAUACCUCAAACAGCAAUCCAGAAAAUGCUUAUUCUUGUGAGAAUGGGGUGAACUGGUUGACAGAAUUAGCAAAUAUAGCCACAAGUCCUCAGAGUCCUUUGAUGCAGUGCGCUUUUUAUAACAGAUCAUCUCCUGUUCACAUAAUAGCUACAAGCAAAAGUUUACAUUCCUAUGCACGUCCUCCACCAGUAUCUUCAAACAAUGAUCCUAACUUCUCCAAGAAUGAUGUGGAUGAAACACCAGUCAGACACGAAAGGGCGAAUAGUGAAUCAGAAUCUGGCAUUUUCUGCAUGUCAUCACUUUCAGAUGAUGAUGAUUUAGGAUGGUGCCAUUCCUGGCCUUCAACCGUUUGGCAUUGUUUUCUAAAAGGUAAAAUAACAUGCUUUUCUGGGGGGAAGUUUUUUGAACUGUGUGUGUGUUUACAGGACUAUGGUUCCAAUGGUCUAAAGUUGAUUUCUCACGAAGAAAGUAUUUCCUGUGGUGAGUCAGUGCUGAAGCUGACUUUUGAUCCUGGCACAGUGGAGGAUGGCUUGCUUACCGUAGAAUGCAGACUCGACCAUCCAUUUUAUGUUAAAAAUAAAGGUUGGUCAUCUUUUUAUCCAAGCUUGACUGUGGUACAGCAUGGCAUUCCAUGCUGUGAAAUGCAUCUUGGAGAUCUGUGUCUACCUCCUGGACACCCUGAUGCCAUUAACUUUGAUGAUUCAGGUGUUUUUGAUACAUUUAAAAGUUACGAUUUCACACCGAUGGACUCCUCUGCAGUGUAUGUGCUCAGCAGCAUGGCCCGCCAGCGCCGCGCGUCUCUGUCCUGUGGAGGAUCAAACAAUCAGGAUGCUGAGAGAUCAGAAUGCAGUAAUAAAAACUGUGCCUCCCCUGCAUCGUCACAUCUUUCCUCCAAUCCUUUGUACAGCAAAGCUGGCAAAAGCCACAGCUCAGGGACUGCAAGUACUGUGAGUGCCACUUCUCCAAACAAGUGCAAAAGACCAAUGAAUGCCUUCAUGCUUUUUGCCAAAAAAUACAGAGUUGAAUACACUCAGAUGUAUCCAGGGAAAGACAACAGAGCCAUAAGUGUGAUACUCGGGGACAGGUGGAAGAAGAUGAAAAAUGAGGAAAGAAGGAUGUACACACUAGAAGCCAAGGCCUUGGCAGAAGAGCAGAAACGUUUAAAUCCUGACUGUUGGAAAAGAAAACGAACAAAUUCUGGCUCACAACAGCAUUAAGCCAGAAUUUUUCUGUUAACUCUGUGUUUGCAAAAUGGCUGUUGCUCAAUGGCAAGAAGAUGCAAAAGAUCAAGGUCUUACUAUUUUUUGUGACUCUGUGUGACCAUAAAAUACUGGCACCAUCAAGUCGGAAAUGAUCUGAGUGCAGAUUUGCUUUUUACAAUAGAACAUUAAGUAAGCUAAAACUAUCAGCAUUUUAAACCAAAUUGCCUUAUUUUUCUUCCAAACUUCAUAUAUGUAUCAGGUAAUAUAGGCUUGAAAAUGGAUAUCCUGUGGUGCUAAAGUACUUUAGAAAGAGGCGAAGGAGAUGUGUAUAAAUGUUUAUUUUUAAAAGAAAAUGUACAAAAAGGGGAAUUUUAAAAUAUGUAACAGCUGUUUAUAUACAUUGAUUCUUAUUGCUGAUUAAUAUGUAUUGCACAACCAUAUUAUUAAUUGCAAUUCUGGGGCCUGGGGUUUUCUGAAAUGGCAAAGUGUAUUAUCAGUCUCCAGCUUCCCAGCCUGCCCCACUGCCAGCAAGUUACCAGAACGUGUGGGAAUGGAGAGCAUGGUGUGAUGUAGCAAAGGAGCUGCUGCUUGGGAUGCCACUUAUAAAACCUGUAUCCACAAGGGAGAUAUUUUUGCAUCAGCUGGCACUAGUGAGAGCUGUCAUUUCAUGGUGGAAACAGUGGCCUGGGAGAGGAUGAAUGAAAAAAUAACGUUAUCUCAAGAAAAAUGGUGCUGUUGAUACCAUCACCAUAAUAGUUAAAACUCUGUGUUUUGUCUUUGCCACAUAUUCUACAAUAUUUUAUUUUGCCAUAAGACAUCUUUAUGGUGGGGGCAAACUUUGCACUUAACUAUACGUGCAACACUUGCACUUUACUUUUUUUUUCCUCCAACUGUCUAAAAUUAGAGCAGCUGCAUUAGGAUUACAAUUUGCUUCUGCUGUGAACUUUUACAAUCAUGGCUUUUCCUGUACUAAACAGCUGUGCGUUGUUUUUUUUUUAAGAAUCACAACUGUAAAUUUCAGUUUAUGACACGUCUACAUGAUGUUGCCCCUAAGAUUUUUGCACACUAUAUUCUUGUAUAUUAUUUCAAAUAAAUUCAUUAAAAUUU
This is a messenger RNA of Lepidothrix coronata (blue-crowned manakin), 2801 nucleotides long. It is a transcript of the gene HBP1, whose product is annotated as HMG-box transcription factor 1. NCBI's taxonomy places the organism in Eukaryota, Metazoa, Chordata, Aves, Passeriformes, Pipridae. The transcript has 10 exons. Gene Ontology annotation, molecular function: protein binding; RNA polymerase II cis-regulatory region sequence-specific DNA binding; RNA binding. Bases 174 to 1709 code for a protein of 511 amino acids. Gene Ontology annotation, cellular component: nucleus. Gene Ontology annotation, biological process: regulation of transcription by RNA polymerase II. The record is from RefSeq and is a predicted model, not a curated record.